AUGACCAUACGGCAGGCCAAUGAGGCGAUGGAGAUAGAUCAAUCGCCGUUUGCUCGUGAUGCCCAUGGAGUUGCCCUCGAUCCUGCUGCCAGGUCUCGGCAUAACACGUCUCUGAAUGGCCCAUUCAAAAAGGUGGACAUUCUUAGUCACAAGCCUAUGCGCCACGUAUUUUAUGAGAUGGAACACCGAAGACUUGAACGGUCCUUGGAGGGGUACCGAAUGGAGCCUAGUUGGGGCGCUAGGUUUGCCGCGGAACUUGUCGUUGUUCUGGUUGCAUUCAUAUUGUUGUCAAACUCGAUAGGCAGUAAUAUUGUGGGCCAAAUACUGCGGGAGAAGAACACUCGUGCGCUGCUCCUCGUGGUGCCUGGUGCGGUUACUGGCUUCUUCAUCGCAGUAGCAUUGAUAAGCAUUGCACUGCGGAAAAGGAGCGCGAUAUCGACCCUAGCAGUGGUUUUCUUGUUGAUAGGAGUUGUAUGGAUCAUAUGGCUUUACAAUCCCGCUGAUAAAUGGCCGGCCCCGUCUCUCACGAAUAUUAUAAUCGUCAGUGUCGUAGUUGCUUCCCUUGAGGUCUUAUUGUUCUUAAUAUAUGUUACUAUUCACUUUGGGUAUCCCUAUAUGCUUAAGAAAGUCCAUCCUGACUUUCUUGUCAAGCACUGGUGGCGACUUCACCAAGUGGAUGAAGAGAAUGCCUUCGGGUACUCCUACCAGCGCUACGGUAUAUUCUCACUCACUCGUAAUAUUUGUAACUAUCAUGGUGAUGUCGACAGCGAGGGUCGGCCCCACGGCUUCGGCGUGUGGACGGAUGAUUCUCGCCACGGUGAGAUCCUGAGGGGGGUCUGGAUGCGAGGACUCCCUAUGGGUCCGUUCGUAUCUCGAGAGUUCAGCAGCGGCUCAGUGAGUGUCUGUCGUCGUAUACUAUGGGCAUCGACUCGGGCCGAGCCGGGAAUCACCUGGAAAUAUAUAUUCCCGCAUCGCAAAGAUGAAUGUUCAUAUGGAGUAGCAUCAGUUGAAUGCUCUGUAUCUGGGUAUUUCUUCAACCACCUCCCCAAGGUUAAGGAGCUUCUCACUUCUACUGACGAUUUCACCUUCGUCCUGGAUCACUUCAAACGAGACUAUGCAUGCAGGUUCGAAAGUUCUACCGAGGAGCUCGCAAAAGGGGAGGGCUUCAUCGGAUCGGAAAGGGAUGCCUGCCGGAAGGAUGUAGGACCAUACUUCCCUUCCUCUGUUGAGGGUGACGUCCCCAUGCCAGUGUCCAGCGGCCCCUCCGGCCCUUCGGCUACGUCUGCUCACAAGCUUUGGAGCUCUGGAGAGAGGGCCUUUGCCGCAGGUAUUACGGGUACGGGUUUUAUGGAGCUCCUACCGCCAGAGACGUGUGGCCACGACUCGAAUAAUGAAGAGCAGUACUACUAUAGUGGUCGAACUAGAACGUUUAGUUGCGGUCAUCCUUCCAGCCUAUCACUUCAAGCAUCCUACCUCCAACCAGUGCGGCAUGCAGAGGCAUUGGUGUAUCUACAUGGCUAUAACUGUCCUAUCUCUAGUGCUAUUGAACGGUUAGGGCAGAUGUUGGCUCUAGGACAGUUCCCAUUGUGGAUCAGACCUUUCGUUUUCUCCCAGGGUUCGGGGUCCGCUCUUACCUAUCAUGCUGCUAGAGACUGUUUGCCGGAGUAUGCACCGGAUCUAGCUGACUUUGUGGCUAAACUCAGGACAGCAGGCUUCCGUCGGAUACACUUCUUAGUCCACUCUAUGGGGGCGAGGCUCUUCUGUGAAGCCUUACCGUUUAUGGUCCAGGACUCGCUUCUGCAGAUAAGAGCGUGUUCAUACGGCACCUCCAACUCAGCCAAGUCAACUCGUGCUGAUUCAAUCUCGUCAGCACCGGGCCCUGCCGUGAUGGAUCUAGAGGCAGCAGCAGCAGCUUCUACUCACAGCGAUGUGGAUAGGAUGACUCUUCUCAACGUUGUUCUCGUCAAUGCAGACUAUCCUUUGGAUAAGUUCCGUCAUAGUGUCCUGCCCUCUUUACUGGAGUACUGUGAACGGGUAACGGUAUAUGCUGACAGUCGAGAUGGUGCAUUGAUGUGGUCUGAACUAUUCAAUAGAGAGAAAGCCCUUGGUAAAUUCGUUGGUACUCUAGCCUGUGUCGACCGAGAUAAUGGUCAAAGCUACGGUGAAGCAUAUGUUGACGUUAUGGACACGACACAUAUGGACCAGAAUGUUCACCAACUUAGACAUAAUUUCUUCAAUCUCAAUGUACAAGUUGUGUCUGAUAUAGCAGAGAUCGUCGAGUCUUGUACGCCAGCGGCCAAACGUAGCACUAGACUCACUAAGACGGGUCGAGGGAAUGUAUACACCUUUCUAAGUCCGCCGAGUUUUGUAAAGAAUCAUUAACUCGAGGUUUCAUCGUUACAAUCUAAUGGAGGGCGUUUUCCCGCCAAGUAGCAUUAUUUCAAUGAAUAACAGCGGAGGUUUAUGCUGCCACUCCUGCUUUUGCCUCAACGAUUGACAA
This is a messenger RNA of Perkinsus marinus ATCC 50983, 2500 nucleotides long. RefSeq lists its product as hypothetical. The transcript is spliced from 17 exons. NCBI's taxonomy places the organism in Eukaryota, Perkinsozoa, Perkinsida, Perkinsidae. The coding region runs from base 1 to 2382 and encodes 793 amino acids. The record is from RefSeq and is a predicted model, not a curated record.